AUGAAACAUUGGCAUAUACUUGGAGUUAGUAAUAGUGGUUCUUUUAUUGCACACUAUCUUCGAAAACGCGGCCAUAAGGUCACUUUACUCAUGAGAGACCCCACAACCUUAAAUAAAUUCGAUAAGCUUAAUCGUUCAAUUGAAGUUUCAAAGGAAUUUGAACCAAAGGUUGAGAUAUCAAAAGAGUAUCAAUCAGAAUGUAUACAUGGGUAUGAUUAUGGAAAUGUGAUUGAUCCUCGAUAUCCAAAUGAAUCAUGUCCACCACAUUUACGUAUUAGGAGACUUAUCGUCACGAUUAAAUCUCACGAAUUUAGUAAAUAUUAUCAAAGGAUCUAUCAUCGUUUAUCACCAACGAGUACAAUUAUCUUAUUCACUUAUGGAAUGGGAACUUAUGAAGAAUUAAUGAAAGAUUAUUAUAAUUUUGAUGAAGCAAUCAGACCAAAUCUUUUAAUCGGUUUAAAUUCUCAUCAUGUUUAUAAAAGGGCUUCCUAUGGCACUCAAUUUAAAUUAAUACAUUCUGGAUUUGGUGAAAUCGACCUUGGGGUUAUUCCUAGACGUUUUAAUAAAACCGAACAAAAGAAAGUUGACGCAAGUUUACAACCUGAAGAACCUUUGGUGAACGUUGAUGAUACUAACAAGGAUUUAAAUAAUGUAUCAUUUAAAGAUACAUUAGAUUCGGUGAUCAAAGAAUUUAUUGAAAUUCCAGAACUUAAUGCAAGAAAUGUUAAUUAUUCAAACAUAGUUAACCGUAAACUUGAGAACCUUGCAUUGAAUUCAGUCAUUGAUCCAAUUACAUCAAUUUAUUAUAUACGUAAUGGGUCAUUAUUAUUUAACGCCAUGGCUGACCGUGUUAUAAGACCAAUUUGCGCAGAAUCUUCCAUGGUCAUCAGGAAGCACAGAGAAAGUCUUGGGAUGACACCAACAAACAGAUUUGCCACUGAUAGAUUGAUUGAUGCCGUGUUUCAAAUCUGCUUAAAGACCCCUCAUUUUGAAUCUUUAUCGUUACAAUAUAUCAAAAAAAAUAUGCCAACGGAAAUAGAUUAUUUAAAUGGGUACAUAGUUAAGUUAGGAAAUGCUCAUAACAUUCCUACUCCCAUAAAUCAAUUUUUAAUAGACAUG
Messenger RNA from Funneliformis geosporum, 1119 nucleotides. The record is from the annotation of a GenBank genome assembly. NCBI's taxonomy places the organism in Eukaryota, Fungi, Glomeromycota, Glomeromycetes, Glomerales, Glomeraceae.